This is a messenger RNA of Trypanosoma conorhini, 1323 nucleotides long. Its product is annotated as nucleosome assembly protein-like protein. Lineage: Eukaryota; Euglenozoa; Kinetoplastea; Trypanosomatida; Trypanosomatidae. The record is from RefSeq and is a predicted model, not a curated record. The transcript has a single exon. Gene Ontology annotation, cellular component: nucleus; chromatin. Gene Ontology annotation, biological process: nucleosome assembly. The coding region runs from base 1 to 1323 and encodes 440 amino acids. Gene Ontology annotation, molecular function: histone binding; chromatin binding.
AUGCCGAAGUUUGUUGACCCGGUGCAUCCCAAGCUCGAGGACCACGAGGAGGAGGAUGAAGAGAGCUUUGACCUGGUCGCCGCGAUGAAUGAGAUGACGGCGCACGAGCGCCGCAGCGUCUAUGCGCUGAAGGGUCUGCUGAACGAGUACAGGAGCGUCCACGCGAAGUUCCGCGAGGAGCUCGCGGCGCUGCAGGUUGAGCACCAGCGCGCCGCCCAGAAGCUGCACGACAUACGCGCGGAGAUCGUGCGCGGACUGCGCGACGUGACCGACGACGAGGUCGCCGCGGUGACGGAAACAGCGGCCUCCGGCGUGCAGGAGAUCCCCUCCGACGAGGAGGAGGAAGAGGAGAGGGGCGGGGCCCAGAAGCGGGGCGCCGCGGCGGCGGGUAGGGCGGGCAAAGCUGCGGCGGCGACCAAGUCGGUGAGGGUGGUGACGGUGCAGGAGGAGAAGGGUCGCCUCGAGGCGGCGGCCGCGGCGGCGGAUGGCGGCAUUCCAGACUUCUGGCUGACCGCCAUGUGCAACAUGGAGGCGCUGGAGUCCAUGAUCACCGAGCGCGACCGCCACGCCCUGAGCUUCCUGCAGGACAUCACAACGGAGUACAUCGAGGGGGAUCCGCAGAAGGGCUUCCGCCUCAACUUCCACUUUGCGCCCAACGAGUAUUUUUCAAACACGGUGCUAAGCAAGACGUACCGCAUGACGUUCGACGAGGAUAGCGGGGAGGUUGAGGUGGACUCCAUGAAGGCCACCCCGGUUGCGUGGACGUCGCCGGGGAAGAAUCUCACCGUCAUCCUGAAGAAGAAGAAGCAGCGGCACAAGACGAGCAAGAGCAUCCGCGUGGUGACGCGCGAGGAGAAGUGCCCGUCGUUCUUCACCUUCUUCACCGACCCGCUCGGGGACGAGGACGAGGAGGAGGAGGAGGAGGAGCAGGCGAAGGCGGGGGCGGCCAGCCGUAGCGAGGAGCCGGGCAAGAAGCACGCGAAGGACGACGACGACGACGACGAGGACGACGAGGAGGAGGAGGCAGAGGCCGAGCUGCACAUCGAGGUGGGGCACUUGCUGAUGGAGGAGGUCGUGCCAAAGGCCGCCAUGUUCUACACGGGGAAGUCGGUGGACCAGACUGCGAUGGCGCUGCAGCGCCAGCUGAACAUCCAGUUCCUCGACGACGAUGAUGACGACGAAGAGGAGGAGGAGGAGGAGGAAAAAGAGGAGGCGGCGAAGAAGAAGAAAGGCGACACACACGACAAACGGCGGCACCCCGUUCACCACCGUGGCGGCGGCGGCGGCGGCGGCAAAGGGGAGCAGCAGUGCAAGCAGCAGUAG